ACAACACCUGCAACACCUGCUGGUGAUGAAGCUGAGGUUGUGAAGGGGUUGAGCAGCCACUAGAGAGAAGGGUUCACCCAAGACCCCGCAAGUUAUCGUUGAUGAUGGAGAACCAGACUGUGAUGGAGCCAGAGGACUCCAUCCCUCUUAACUGCUCCUUCUUGCUGUACAUUGACCCUUACAACGGCUCCGAGUUCCUCAACGACACCAACUGUAGUUUGGGUUUGUUUGAGGGAGGCGUGAGCCGCAUGAGCACAGCGGCUGUGGUCAUCACACAGCUCUUCUACGCCAUCACGUGUGUGGUGGGACUGUGCGGCAACACCCUGGUGAUAUACGUCGUAACGAGGUUCUCCAAGAUGCAAACAGUGACCAACCUCUACAUCCUCAACCUCGCUAUAGCCGACGAGUUGUUUGUAGUUGGUAUCCCCUUCUUAAUGACCACUUCGAUGCUGGGCCACUGGCCCUUCGGCUCCAUUAUGUGUAAGUUAUAUAUGAUAACGACUUCGCUCAACCAGUUUACCAGUUCGUUGUUCCUGACUAUCAUGAGUGCUGACCGGUAUAUCGCUGUCUGUCACCCUAUCAGUUCCCCUAGGUUCAGGACGCCUAUGAUCUCCAAGUUGGUGUCCUUGACGGCUUGGACUCUCUCCGCCCUGAUGAUAGUGCCAGUGUUCAUGUACUCGAACACACUCGAGGAUAACGGGCUAGAUAACUGUAAUAUCUUCUGGCCUGAGAGUGAAGGCGUGCGAGGGGAGAUAGCUUUUAUCAGGUAUUCCUUCGCCCUGGCGUUCGGGGCGCCUCUGGCACUCAUAUUCAUCUUCUACAGCUUAGUCUUGCACAAGCUUAAGACCGUCGGACCAAAGUCCAAAUCGAAAGAGAAGAAAAAGUCCCGCCAGAAGGUGACGCGGUUGGUGUUAACGGUCAUUACCGUCUACGUCAUCUGUUGGCUCCCGUACUGGGUGCUGCAGCUGACUCUCAUCCUCAGCACGCCCAAACAAGGCCACACUAACUUCAUGGUUGUCCUCUUCAUGAUAUCCUCGUGUCUAUCCUACAUCAACUCAGCCCUCAACCCCAUCCUCUACGCCUUCCUCAGCGACAACUUCAAGAAAAGCUUCAUGAAAGCUUGCACCUGCGCCGCCAGGAUGGAUGUCAACAACGCACUCAAGCCUGAGAACUCCAUGUUUCCCCUACGGCAGCGAGGAGCGUCUACGAGGUCUCGCAUCACCCGGAGAGACAGAGAGUCCGGGGAAGGCACCACCUCGCAGUGUGGCCUGAGCAAGGAGCCCUCCACUGCCCUCACCACCUCAAACUCUAGACUCAACCACAACCUGGUCAUUAUUGGUGAUGAACUCACAGUCAGAAAUGGCCGCUCGCCCGGACCACGCCUUCCUGAUCUACUCCAGUAGAGUGCGUCUCCACUCUACCACCUGUAGAGUGCGUCGACUCCACCUGUAGAGUGUAGGGGUCGCUACUGUCAGAAAGCGUCGUCUAAACCAAUAGAGUGCGUCAUCUUCCAGGUAUAAGAGUGUACACUCGCCUCUCAUCUUAUAUAAUGUGUGGGCUGCUCUGCCACCAAGAUUAGCGUGACAGGUGGCGUGACAGCCGUGACAGGUACUGUGACAGCCGUGACAGGUACUGUGACAGCCGUGACAGGUACUGUGAAAGCCGUGACAGGUACUGUGAAAGCCGUGACAGGUGUCAUGAUAACUGUGACAGGUACUGUGACAGCCGUGACAGGUGUCAUGAUAACUGUGACAGGUACUGUGACAGCCGUGACAGGUGUCAUGAUAACUGUGACAGGUACUGUGACAGCCGUGACAGGUGUCAUGAUAACUGUGACAGGUACUGUGACAGCCGUGACAGGUGUCAUGAUAACUGUGACAGGUACUGUGACAGCCGUGACAGGUACUGUGACAGCCGUGACAGGUGUCAUGAUAACUGUGACAGGUACUGUGACAGCCGUGACAGGUACUGUGACAGCCGUGACAGGUGUCAUGAUAACUGUGACAGGUACUGUGACAGCCGUGACAGGUACUGUGAAAGCCGUGACAGGUGUCAUGAUAACUGUGACAGGUACUGUGACAGCCGUGACAGGUGUCAUGAUAACUGUGACAGGUACUGUGACAGCCGUGACAGGUGUCAUGAUAACUGUGACAGGUACUGUGACAGGUGUCCUUCUACGGCUGAACUCGUAUCUCAAUAGCUAUAUGGACACCUUAGCAUUCAACACGCCAUCCUGUUGUUAGUUGAGUACUUCACCUGCCACCACCUGUUGUUAGUUGAGUACUUCAGCUGCCACCAUCUGUUGUUAGUUGAGUACUUCACCUGCCACCACCUGUUGUUAGUUGAGUACUUCACCUGCCACCAUCUGUUGUUAGUUGAGUACUUCAGCUGCCACCACCUGUUGUUAGUUGAGUACUUCAGCUGCCACCACCUGUUGUUAGUUGAGUACUUCACCUGCCACCACCUGUUGUUAGUUGAGUACUUCACCUGCCACCACCUGUUGUUAGUUGAGUACUUCACCUGCCACCACCUGUUGUUAGUUGAGUACUUCACCUGCCACCAUCCUGUUGUUAGUUGAGUACUUCACCUGCCACCACCUGUUGUUAGUUGAGUACUUCACCUGCCACCAUCCUGUUGUUAGCUGAGUACUUCACCUGCCACCACCUGUUGUUAGUUGAGUACUUCACCUGCCACCACCUGUUGUUAGUUGAGUACUUCACCUGCCACCAUCCUGUUGUUAGUUGAGUACUUCACCUUCCACCACCUGUUGUUAGUUGAGUACACUUAUUGGAGAAAUUAUGUGUGUGUUGGAGAGUCAAUAAUAAUCAUAGCAGAUGGUUCAAUGACUUUAGUUGGGUGAGUCAAGACAGUGACAAAACAGUGACAUGACAAGUGACAUGACAAGUGACAUGACAGGGGGAUCACCCUGACACUUCAAGAUAUUAACUACCACUGAGCUUAUUAAGGCAGAUUAUAUGCUAAGGCAAUAUUUUGAUCAAUUCAAGAAUAUUAUGAACACAGAAUAGCAACUGGCCUUACAAAGCCCCUCUACUGGGACCAGGCUCUGUGGUAGAGCCUGGUCCCUCUACUGGGACCAGGCUCUGUGGUAGAGCCUGGUCCCUCUACUGGGACCAGGCUCUGUGGUAGAGCCUGGUCCCUCUACUGGGACCAGGCUCUGUGGUAGAGCCUGGUCCCUCUACUGGGACCAGGCUCUGUGGUAGAGCCUGGCCCCUCUACUGGGACCAGGCUCUGUGGUAGAGCCUGGUCCCUCUACUGGGACCAGGCUCUGUGGUAGAGCCUGGCCCCUCUACUGGGACCAGGCUCUGUGGUAGAGCCUGGCCCCUCUACUGGGACCAGGCUCUGUGGUAGAGCCUGGCCCCUCUACUGGGACCAGGCUCUGUGGUAGAGCCUGGCCCCUCUACUGGGACCAGGCUCUGUGGUAGAGCCUGGCCCCUCUACUGGGACCAGGCUCUGUGGUAGAGCCUGGCCCCUCUACUGGGACCAGGCUCUGUGGUAGAGCCUGGUCCCUCUACUGGGACCAGGCUCUGUGGUAGAGCCUGGUCCCUCUACUGGGACCAGGCUCUGUGGUAGAGCCUGGUCCCUCUACUGGGACCAGGCUCUGUGGUAGAGCCUGGCCCCUCUACUGGGACCAGGCUCUGUGGUAGAGCCUGGUCCCUCUACCGGGAACAGGCUCUGUGGCAGAGCCUGGUCCCUCUACCGGGAACAGGCUCUGUGGUAGAGCCUGGUCCCUCUACUGGGACCAGGAUCUGUGGUAGAGCCUGGCCCCUCUACUGGGACCAGGCUCUGUGGUAGAGCCUGGCCCCUCUACUGGGACCAGGCUCUGUGGUAGAACCUGGUCCCUCUACCGGGAACAGGCUCUGUGGUAGAGCCUGGUCCCUCUACCGGGAACAGGCUCUGUGGCAGAGCCUGGUCCCUCUACCGGGAACAGGCUCUGUGGUAGAGCCUGGCCCCUCUACCGGGAACAGGCUCUGUGGCAGAGCCUGGUCCCUCUACCGGGAACAGGCUCUGUGGUAGAGCCUGGUCCCUCUACCGGGAACAGGCUCUGUGGUAGAGCCUGGUCCCUCUACCGGGAACAGGCUCUGUGGUAGAGCCUGGUCCCUCUACCGGGAACAGGCUCUGUGGUAGAGCCUGGUCCCUCUACCGGGAACACCUUUGAGCCAAACUCACCGUCCUGAUUAGCAUACCAACACACCCACAUUAAAAUGUACUCUCUGACUAGACUUGGUGAAAACUCCUUCACUGUGGCCAAUCAGGGAGCAGGAUACACACUAGUCCUGCUAAACUACCAAUCAGGAAGGCAGUCUGUGCCUCUGGGCACCAUCCUGGCUCUAGGCUGUGAAAUUGGCCUCACUGGUUGUUAACUAAAGACGGAAGAUUAUCUCGGUAUCUGAUUGGUAACAUCAAGGCUUCGCCUGUUCAAACUUGUCACCUGUCAAGGCUGGCAUGGCAUGGCUCAGCUGUCAAGGCUGGCGUGGCAUGGGUCACCUGUCAAGGCUGGCAAGGCAUGGGUAACCUGUCAAGACUGGAAUCUCAUGGAUCACCUGUCAAGGCUGGCAAGGCAUGGGUCACCUGUCAAGACUGGAAUCUCAUGGAUCACCUGUCAAGACUGGAAUCUCAUGGGUCACCUGUCAAGGCUGGCAUGGCAUGGGUCACCUGUCAAGGCUGGCAUAUCAUGGGUCACCUGUCAAGGCUGCUAGUGGUGGUAGGUGAGUAAUUAGUACACAGAGAUGGUGGUUCAGUAAACAGUUCAUAACACCAUUAAAGGGUUUAAUGUAAUAUUUUCACCUACGGGUCAGGUCAGAAAGGAUAUCGGAAGCGCCAGGUUGUCGGCCCUGUAGGUCCUCCAGAGUCACACCUCUCAGGUGUUAAUUACAACAGGUUGCCUUCGGGUCAGGUCCUGUGAGGUGACCUCGCUUCUCCUAAACUGUUAAUUGCAACUGUUUGGCUGCGUUGUUUUCCAUCAAACAAGCCGCUAUCUAGGUGUGGUUGGUAGAUAGCCAGAGGCUCUCUCCUGGUAGGCGGAGUUUGGCCCCCCUGUUGCCCCAUUAAUACCGACAUAUAUUGUGUUUCCUAACUUACGUGUUGUGUGAUCUCCAGAAGUUGUCAGCCGUAGGUGCUGUCAACCCCUUGUGUGAUGACUCAAAUUAGUGUAUUAUCUUUACAAUCGAAUAUCAGGUGAUUUGGUUGAAUUAUGAGUGAAUAUACAAUGGUAAAUAUAUAAUUGAUUAACUUACUUUUUAAAAUUGCAUUUAAUUGUGAUCCCUAGAUCUUGGAUAUCCUAUGAUAUAAUGAAAGCUAGAGUGGAGAGCUAGAGUACAGGCUUACAGUGGAGAGCUAGAGUACAGGCUUACAGUGGAGAGCUAGAGUACAGGCUUACAGUGGAGAGCUAGAGUACAGGCUUACAGUGGAGAGCUAGAGUACAGGCUUACAGUGGAGAGCUAGAGUACAGGCUUACAGUGGAGAGCUAGAGUACAGGCUUACAGUUGAUACAUGAUAACACGAGGUAAUAUUAUGGUGCAGACAGGGUUCCAUUCCUUGUCUUAGAGCUCAUUAUUGAGUGGAUGGUGGCAGCACUCUCUUUAAUGUAUAUUAUUGAGUGGAUGGUGGCAGCACUCUCUUUAAUGUAUAUUAUUGAGUGGAUGGUGGCAGCACUCUCUUUAAUAUAUAUUAUUGAGUGGAUGGUGGCAGCACUCUCUUUAAUGUAUAUUAUUGAGUGGAUGGUGGCAGCACUCUCUUUAAUGUAUAUUAUUGAGUGGAUGGUGGCAGCACUCUCUUUAAUGUAUAUUAUUGAGUGGAUGGUGGCAGCACUCUCUUUAAUAUAUAUUAUUGAGUGGAUGGUGGCAGCACUCUCUUUAAUAUAUAUUAUUGAGUGGAUGGUGGCAGCACUCUCUUUAAUGUAUAUUAUUGAGUGGAUGGUGGCAGCACUCUCUUUAAUGUAUAUUAUUGAGUGGAUGGUGGCAGCACUCUCUUUAAGUUAUAUUCACCUUUUUACUGUACUCUUGUAAUACUUCUACUACUCUACUUUACUUUUUAAGUGGUGGUGGGUCAGUAUACAGUACACAGUGGUGGUGGGUCAGUAUACAGUACACAGUGG
Procambarus clarkii (red swamp crayfish) is the source of this 6115-nucleotide messenger RNA. The record is from RefSeq and is a predicted model, not a curated record. Lineage: Eukaryota; Metazoa; Arthropoda; Malacostraca; Decapoda; Cambaridae.